Messenger RNA from Schizosaccharomyces cryophilus OY26, 3180 nucleotides. RefSeq names its product DUF1769 family protein. The transcript has 3 exons. The coding region runs from base 83 to 2398 and encodes 771 amino acids. NCBI's taxonomy places the organism in Eukaryota, Fungi, Ascomycota, Schizosaccharomycetes, Schizosaccharomycetales, Schizosaccharomycetaceae. The record is from RefSeq and is a predicted model, not a curated record.
ACUUACCUUCAGCCAACAUCCUCGAGUCCCUUUCAAAAAACAACGGAAAUUGGAAAGGACAAGGGCGGAAUAACCCGUAAUAAUGAAAUUAAAGGUCAAUAUCGGCUCAGACCCUGGGCACACGCAAAUUGCUUGGGUGAAUCAUGAAGGACGACCUACAGAAGUCGAUGGGCCGUUUUGGGUUGGUAGAAUUCUAGUACGAGUGCGUGACUUUGAUGGAAUCACACCCGAUGGUAGCCCUCCUAAGUCGGAUUCUAUCUAUUUUCGUGGUCGUUCAAGAAAGUUUCAGAUCCAAGCUGAAGGUCGUUUCAAGAAAGAAUACAACGGCAAUCAAGUCAUAUUUGGCACACAAUUUGAUCAUAUGAUUUCUACAUUUCCGGAAAGCGCUUUCCGUGCCGGCAUGCGUAUAGCCAAGUACAUUGACCCGGCUGUUUAUUAUGACAAGUUUGCAAAAUCACCCUAUAUUAUGUCUCCAUUCGUUGCAUGCGUUAACACGCUAUCUGCUUGGCCCGCGCCCAGCCGUUUGGAUGACGCGGUCAUAUCCUUAGUGGAAGCUGACCCUCAGGAAUCAGAUACAGACUCUUUACCAGAUAUGAGUGAGUCUCUGGAUGAUGAUCUCCAGCCUAGCAUAUCUACGCCCAACAAAUCUCCGGUCGGUAAAUCAAGUUCCACGAGAACCCCUCCUCCCCCCAUAAAGAUCACCGCUACGCAAUCACCCUCUCCUCAUACCAACGUUCCUUCUGGGACAGAUCACGAUAAUUUAAGUAUAGUAUCCUCUGAUUCUGGAAAUACUACGGCUGACCCUAAUAGAAACCGCCAUCGCUAUUGGAGCUUUGCGGGAUUUAACGAUAAUACCAGGUUUUCACAUCUCAAUUCGGCUUCUCACACACCGGAAACCAGUACAUCACGAAAUAAACAGCGAGUUGAAACUGAUCCAUCUCUGGUGGAUUCCAUUGGUUCAUCACUUAUUCGUGUAUCUGGUGAAGAUGCAGAUAACGAUGAUGAUGAACUUAUUCUGCAUCGGCCGAUCACCAAUCGCCACAAAGAUUUUAGCCGUCAUGUCCAGCAGUUGGGUCUGUUGCAUAAACCGAGUUUAGAUGGGGAUGGUUAUGUUAAUGAGUUCUAUGAUAACAAUUCUUUUGACGACGAAAACGAAGAGGACUUACAGCGCUAUUUCACAGCUCUCGAAAUGCAGUCCGAUAAAAAACACUAUAGAAAAUCAAAAAACAAGGAUCCCUUUCAUCGGAUUACGCAUCCAAAUUUACAUAUCGGAAAGAUUUCUACGCCAAAAAUUAUUAAACGGAUGUCUCUCCGUUCGAAAAAAGGACUUAAAAGUCUUAAUCCCGAAUCUUCUUCCCAAACAGAAGCACAACGUACUUCUACGUCUAGUAUGUCUCCCCCGCCUGUUUCUAAAAAUGAAAAGAAGAUGUCUGCACCUCGUCGUUCAUUGGAUAAAUUAAUUCGUAUAGGCUCGUUACAUCGACAUCACCAUCAUCACCACCACAAUCAGGGUCCUGGAUCCAAACCGGAUCAAGUUGAAUCCGACUCUGGCUUUGAUUUAUAUAAGAGUGAAAGCAAGCAUCACCCUGAAUUAUUAUUGCAAAGAAAUUCUAUGUCUACCGAUCGCCCUUCUUCUUCCCAGUCUACUUUGACGUCCCCGGAUGACUCCCUAUCUAACCCCAAAGUAAGUGGUGAGACCGGUUCUUUACCCCCUUUACGCGAGGAUACUUCGCCAGGUGAAAGCAACGGUAUAACUUCCAAUCCGGAUCAUAAGGAAGAGCCUGAUAAGCCCGGGAAAAAUAUGGGAACCCCAUCUCUUGAUAUUUCAUCUCAUAACCCGUCAAAUGAUGAUAGUAACAAAAAACCCGGUGAAGUUGACAACCACUUAACAGUACCAACAAAAUUGGCAAAGCCCAGUCCUUCUCGAACGCAGUCUAGUCAAUCAAAGAUCCCAAAACCUUGUGUACACAUUCCUUCUGAGUCAAACUCUCUUGAUCCUCAGCUUGGUCCUUUUAGAUUUGCCAAUCCGAAAGUCGAUCCAAUUGAAGAUAAUUCUUUCAUUUUUGGUGAGCACAAAUCUGUUAAAGAUAGAAGGAAGUAUUUUUCAAGCUCUACGGAUACUAGAGCUGAUUUCUAUUACGAUAAGGAUGUUGUAUAUUGCAUGAGUUUCUUCUCACCGCAUAUGGAUUUCAACAGAUUCAAUUUGAAUAUUGGACCAAUUAAGCUAAAUGUUUAUAGACAUCUGAAUUCGGAUGGCCAUCAACCUAUUCGAUACAUGAUGCGCGAAACGGAGGACGAACAUGCAAUUAUGUUCGUUGUGGAAUUUGAUUUGGUUGAGGAAGACGAUGAGGCUGUUUUAUUGGAACAAGCUAAUGAACGUGAACGGAGAAAACAUUAGCAAAGAUGGUCAAGUAUUUAAUGGCUAAAACUUAUGGAUGUUAUUUAUUAUUAAUGAUUUUUCUUUCUAUAACUAAUUUAUGUGGACAAACGCAGUCAUUUCCUUCGUCACAACAAUAAUAGCCUUUCGUUUUCAUAUGAAUGUCGUCGUUCUCUCUUCCUCUAAUAAGCUAGUGUUUUUUUGGACUCAUGCAUAGUGCGAUAAAUCAAUCAAUUAAGGUUUUGCCCAUUCUAUCUGUCAUGGAAUAUAUAUUCGACAGUGGUAGGUUCCCUUAUAUAUUUCACCUUACUGAAGCUUUUAAGUUUAUAUUCUCAGUUUCGUCAGCUUAUAAUCUAUAACAGCUACGUUUUCGGUCAGACGACUGUAAUAGCUCGCAUUUUCUAUUCAGUAUACAUUCCAUAAAUUCAAUAAUUUGGACGCAGACGCGUUUAUAAUUUUAUGUUUUUGCUUCGUACUCAAUGUCAAGAUCGGUUUAUUCCACGUAAGAUGAAGCAAUUAUAUAUUUGGAACACUGAAAAUUUAUACUGACUAGAAUUGUUAAGUUCCAAUCUGACAACUGGCGAUUUAUAUAAAAACUUAAUGAUUAAGAAAAUUUUGUUUCUUUUAUUUCCAAUAUGAUCCUAAUUUAAUUAAAUUUUUUACACAUCAUACAAGCUGAAUAUCAGGUCAUAAAAAAUGCCAAUUUUUAACUGACUUGAAUAGUUAAUAAAUUGAUUCUAAACUUCUAGAACAAAAACAAUUAAAACCGUCAGUCUAUAAAAUAAUAAUACCGUUAUCCCACA